Melospiza georgiana is the source of this 2266-nucleotide messenger RNA. It is a transcript of the gene JHY, whose product is annotated as junctional cadherin complex regulator. Bases 1 to 2100 code for a protein of 699 amino acids. The record is from RefSeq and is a predicted model, not a curated record. The transcript is spliced from 9 exons. Gene Ontology annotation, biological process: axoneme assembly. Lineage: Eukaryota; Metazoa; Chordata; Aves; Passeriformes; Passerellidae.
AUGAACCCUCCCGCCAUGAAAUUCCUUCCAGUCUCUUCCCCGCUCACUCACCCCCCCUCCGGCAGCAUCCAGGUGCCCCCAAAAACCCUGGUGCCCCCCGUGUUCCAGGCUGCCCGCUGGGCACGGGGCAGCAGCUCUGCCUCCAGCGCUGAGGAUUCCCAGGACUCGGGCUCCGAGGAAAAGCAGAGGCAGCUCCAGCAGAGCGUCCUCCUGCAGAACCAGGGCCUGGCAGGGCACCGGGGUGGGGACACCCCAGAGGGGGACAGCGCCGAUGGGGACAGCCUGGAGGAGAUGAGCUCUGCGGAGGAAGGAGCCGAGCACGACGCGAGGAAAGCAAAGAUUUGUGCGAGGAAUCAACAGCCUGUGGACAAACAUUCCAGCCUGAGGUACAAUCCUCAUUGGAAGAAUGCAAAAAAAGGAGAUUUUUUUGAGGCAGAGAAGGCACCCCAGAUUUUUGGAGGAAGCAGUGGGGACUUUUCAGUGGAUUCGUUUUAUCUCCACUCUGACGGCUCCUCAGAGGACAAUCACCAGAGCCAGGAUUCUCUCCCGGAGAUUGAUCCAGAAUUAUUCACAUUUUAUGGAGCAAACGUGGCCAGCACCAAGGCUGAUGGGCCACAAGCCAAAAGGGAGGAACCUGCAGAUGGAUUUCAUUCCAAAAAUAAUCCUGGCCACGCUUUUCCUCCUCAGAACCAACAGGAUCCACCCCAAAGAGCAAAAAAAAACUUUGUGAAAAAGAACAAACGGACUUUGGGACAGUCAGAGAGGAUCAAUUCCUACCUUGAGCUGCACCAUAAAAAGCAGCAAGUUCUUCAAGGGCAGGUCCCAGAUCCUCCACCAGCUGAUGAAGAACCAUUCCAGAAUGUUCCAGCAUCCCAAACUGGGAAAAUGAAGCCUGAAGACAAAUGGUACCCAAAAGGACAGCAGCUCAAGGGUCGGAUCCCAGCAGCUCAGGGGGAUUCUGAUGCGAGUGACGGAUUUUCCAGCUGCGUGUCUCAGCUCCAGCUGUUGGUGCCUCGUUGCAGGAGCAGCCCAGGCCCCUGCAGGGACUCGGGGCACAGCCCAGACAUUCUCGGGGUGGCCGAGCCUUGCCCAGGAGCGCUGGCCACGGUUCCCCAGGAGCAGCAGCAGCCGCCAGUCCCCGGUGGCUUCAACAACGUCCCGAAUUCACUCCUUGCCACGCCUGGCUGUUUCCUCCCGAUAUUUCAGAAUUUUUACCCGCCAGAAGUUUUAAAUGCCAGCCAGGAGGACAAGAAACACCAGCAGGACUCUGCAGCUGGAAUUCCGCAGCAAUUCCCUGCCAAUCCCAUCCCUGGGCAGGAUUUUCCCUGGAAUGGCAGCAGCAGUGAGCAGGCACAUCCGGAAUUGGAGAAUGUUCCAGCUGAUUUUAGCGCCAUUUUUCAAGAAAAAGCGAAGGAUCAAGCAGCGCUUCCAGAUUUCCAAAGUCACAUUCAUGAGGAUUGCAGCUCGCCAACAUCUGCUUGCAGAAUCCCCCAUUUCAUAGAAAAGAAGGAAAAGCCACAAUUUUCUGAUUUUGGAGAUGCUUUUGCUGGCACGUGGCUGUGGGGUUUGUUCCCACCUGCCCUGCCCCAGGGGGACUCAGGAAAAGCUGAAGGAAACCCAAGGAAAAUGAGAAGGAGCAGCUCAGAGGGCUCUCUCCUACAAAGGGAAAAGCAAAACCAGCCCAAAAUCAGCAAAAAGCUGGGCAGCUCCAAAUUCUACCUCAAUCAGAGUAUGAAGCUUGGAGGCCUUGGACCUGACUAUGAAACAAUCAAAGAGAAAAAAGAAAAGAUGAAGCUGCAGAAGGAAUAUUCCAGGCAAAUUAAGGAAUAUAACAUGAAGAAUAUCACCGUGGUUCAGAGGCUGCCUGCAAAGCCCCAGGUGCCCUCAGUGUCCAGGCAGAAGGCUCUGGAAUACGCCAAGAAGAUCCCAAGACCGAAGAUUUUGCCAGCGAAGCAAUCGGAGCAGGAGGGGAAGGAGGUUCUGGCCCAGGCUCCAGCUGGACCCAGGUUCCCCCAAAUCCCGUCCCUGGAAUCCCUGUGGAGCAGGCACGAGAAGGAGAAGGAGGCUGUGGCUGCUUUUGAAGCCCUUCACAUCUUGUAGGUAUUUGGGGAAUCUCAGGGAUCGAGGCAAAAAUGCCUGAAUUGUUUUUAUUUGCGCCUGUGACCAUCACAUCUUCAUUUCCCAGUCCGUUGAAAUUUAACUGGUUUAAUUUUAAUUGUUUUUAAAUGUUAGGAUUGGUUUUAAUUGUUCUACUUUGUACCUGUUU